AUGCCGACCUACCUCUGCCACGGCUUCCGCUGGCAUCGUCCGAGCAUUCGCGUCUACGUCGUUGUCCAGAACAUCGACGACGCCGCCCCCGAGUGGAUCAUUGGCCCCGAGUCCUCCAAUGCCAUUCUCGAGUCCUUCUACACGAACUUUGACUUUCUCCCCGAGGCCCGGCCGGCCAGCGACGACCGCCAGCAGCGCAAGAAAUCCGCUGCUGCCACUGGCUCCUCGAAACGCCGCAACGGUUCGCAGGCUCACAAUGACGCCCCCGACCCCUUCGCCAAACCUCCGCCGCCGGUGCCGCCGGAGGAGGACGAUGUGCUGCUCAAUUCGUGGAGCGCCGUCAAGCUGUUGGAGGAGUACGACCCGACGGACCUGACCAGCGUCAGCCGGCCGUACGCCUUUGUCGCCGACCACGUCGUCCGGGUCGACCUCAGCGUGUCGGUGGUCGAAGAGAUAGCCGGCUACGAGGAACGUAUGAGGCGGGACUCGGGCGGCGGCAGGGCCAUGGCGGCGGCGAGCAGUGACGACUUCAACAACGGCAAAGCAGGGCACAAGAAGGGGGCCACCUCAGGAAAGAAGGCUGGCUGGCUCGAGAAGCUGCGGGACCAGCUGCAAAAGGGCGAGGACAUUCGGUGGUACGUCAUCGUGUGCGGUGACGAAGAGCGUGCCGUGUGCGAGGAGCUGCUGGAGGCGCCGCGGGAGCAGCUGGAGCCGAGACACGUUGCGGAGCUCAUGAAGCAGGAGCCCGUGCUGGAGCCGGCGAUGCGAUUCUUUGAGGCGCCGAGGGGGGAAGGCCAGCGACCGAACAAAUUAUCCAUGGACAGGCCGCGCGAGGGUGAGACACGGCCACGGGCCGGCAGCAGGGAGACACGGUAUAGCAGGGAUCGAAGUGGCAGCGCAUCGAAGCGCGUCACGGGAGGAUACUCGCCAUUCCCACCGCCGCCAUCCGCAGCGCCGCCAACCCACAAAAAGGCAACGUCGGUCGGGGUGCCGCCAGCACCGACGCGAGAGCCUCCGCCGGCGAGAGAGCAACGGCCGGCGACAGCUCAACCUCCACCACUGCUGGACCCAAAUGCUGGGAUCAAAACACCACACAAGAGUCGGAGCUUGCGCGGCUAG
Molecule: messenger RNA, 1119 nt
Organism: Verticillium nonalfalfae
Lineage: Eukaryota; Fungi; Ascomycota; Sordariomycetes; Glomerellales; Plectosphaerellaceae
Exons: 2
Coding region: 1-1119 (372 amino acids)
Source: RefSeq, a predicted model, not a curated record